CCCGCCCGGCGAGGUGACAGCCGCGCCCGCACGCAGAUCCCGGCCCGACGCCGCCAUGAGCGCCGCGCUCUUCAGCCUGGACGGCCCGGCGCGCGGCGCGCCUUGGCCUGCGGAACCUGCGCCCUUCUACGAGCCGGGCCGGGCGGGUAAGCCGGGCCGCGGAGCCGAGCCGGGAGGCCUGGCCGAGCCGGGCGCCGCUGCCCCCGCCAUGUACGACGACGAGAGCGCCAUUGACUUCAGCGCCUACAUCGACUCCAUGGCCGCGGUGCCCACACUGGAGCUGUGCCACGACGAACUUUUCGCCGACCUCUUCAACAGCAACCACAAGGCGGGCGCGGCGGGCGCGGGCGCCGGGGCCCUGGAGCUGCUCCCCGGCGGCCUCGCGCGCCCCCCGGGCCCCGCCGCGCCGCGCCCGCUCAAGCGCGAGCCCGACUGGUGCGACGGCGACGCGCCCGGCUCAUUGCUGCCCGCGCAGGUGGCCGCGUGCGCGCAGACCGUGGUGAGCCUGGCCGCAGCCGCGCAGCCCACGCCGCCCACGUCGCCGGAGCCGCCGCGCUGCAGCCCCGGGCCCAGUCCCGCGCCCGGCCCGGCCCGCGAGAAGAGCGCCGGCAAGCGGGGCCCGGACCGCGGCAGCCCGGAGUACCGUCAGCGGCGCGAGCGCAACAACAUCGCCGUAAGAAAGAGCCGCGACAAGGCCAAGCGGCGCAACCAGGAGAUGCAGCAGAAGCUGGUGGAGCUGUCGGCCGAAAACGAGAAGCUGCACCAGCGCGUGGAGCAGCUCACACGGGACCUGGCCGGCCUGCGGCAGUUCUUCAAGCAGCUGCCCAGCCCGCCCUUCCUGCCUGCCGCCGGGGCUGCGGACUGCCGGUAACGCGCGGCUCGCGCGGACGGACUCCCGACGACCUUACCUCAGCGCUGCGGCCUGAGCGAGCGUCCUGCCCGGUGGCGGGGCCGCCGCUUGCACGGCACGCGUGCGCGCAAGGAGCCUCGGCGGAUGCGGCGCCGCGGGACACGGACAGAAGCUAUAC
Manis pentadactyla (Chinese pangolin) is the source of this 1028-nucleotide messenger RNA. RefSeq names its product CCAAT enhancer binding protein delta (gene CEBPD). Bases 56 to 871 code for a protein of 271 amino acids. NCBI's taxonomy places the organism in Eukaryota, Metazoa, Chordata, Mammalia, Pholidota, Manidae. Gene Ontology annotation, molecular function: DNA-binding transcription factor activity, RNA polymerase II-specific; RNA polymerase II cis-regulatory region sequence-specific DNA binding. The transcript has a single exon. The record is from RefSeq and is a predicted model, not a curated record. Gene Ontology annotation, biological process: DNA-templated transcription; regulation of cell differentiation; regulation of transcription by RNA polymerase II.